This is a messenger RNA of Penicillium daleae, 678 nucleotides long. RefSeq lists its product as uncharacterized. Lineage: Eukaryota; Fungi; Ascomycota; Eurotiomycetes; Eurotiales; Aspergillaceae. The transcript has a single exon. Bases 1 to 678 code for a protein of 225 amino acids. The record is from RefSeq and is a predicted model, not a curated record.
AUGUCCUCUUCACCAACCCGGUCAGACUCAAUCGACUCUGUCCCCGCAGAGCUCGCCGAGACCAGCACCUCACGCACAUUCCAAGUCUACAAGCCCGCCUUCCGGCGACACUAUGAAAUCAAAUCCGCCAAUGACAAUCCACUCUACCACGUCGACAUCUCAGCCUUCACCCCCAACAAGCCCGACCUCACCCUCCACGCGGGCACCAGCACCUCAGCCCCCAAAAUAGCAGCCUCCAAAUUCCUCAAACUCUCCGGCGACUGUAAACUAGCCCUCGGUGACCCGGACGACAUCACAAACACCCAGUGGGAAGACAUGACCAAAGAGUCAGCCAUUCACUCGAAAUACCGUUUUGAAAUGACAAUCCCCACUGCGAGUGGACACGGAGAGCGAAGAGUGUUUUUCUGGAAGCGGACGCAUAAGGUUAUGGUGGAUGAUGCGAAGGCUUUCCCGUUGAGUAUGCGGUCGUUUAAGUUGAUUGAUGAGCCGAGCGAGCAGGUUGUGGCUGUCUUUUCGAGGGAGAGGUCAUUUACCAAGUGUGGGACUAUGCAGAUUCGGGUGGAUCAUGGAGAGGAUUUUGAUAGGAUGGUGUUGAUUUCGGGGUUGAGCUUGUAUGAGAGGUCGAGACGGCGGAAUCAUUCUACUGCUGGGGGCGGAGGUGGAGGCGGGGGAGGUUAA